Molecule: messenger RNA, 3713 nt
Organism: Xylaria bambusicola
Lineage: Eukaryota; Fungi; Ascomycota; Sordariomycetes; Xylariales; Xylariaceae
Exons: 6
Coding region: 1-3003 (1000 amino acids)
Molecular function (GO): protein binding
Source: RefSeq, a predicted model, not a curated record
AUGGCAGAUCCACUCUCAGUUGCCGGUCUCGUAACUGGCGUGAUAUCCCUCGGGCUCCAAGUCGCUGGAAGGUUGAUCAACUACUUGGACGCCGUGACAGGGCGAUCAGAAGAUCUAAUAUCGGCUAAACAAGGAGCUACAGAGAUGAGAGAGCUAUUGUUGGCGAUUCGAGAUCUUUUGCCACAGUUAGAGAGCAAUUGGCCUGCACCUGCGACCACAGUCAAACGCCAGGUAAAAUCUUGCAACGAUGAACUAGGCGCUCUCCACGCGCUCUUGUCAGAGCUGUCCCAACCAGUCCCAUCCAGCUCCGGCUUGCGACAUAAAUUCGAAACCACCAAGAAGAAGCUAUCCUACCCUUUCGAGCGAUCCCGUAUCAUCCACCUCGAAAACCGACUUGCCAAAGUCAACAGUUCCCUUCAGACGGCCCUGCAAGUUACGGAACUGAACAUCGCCAUCACUUCAGCGAACCAGUUACGGGAAGUCCAUAGUCUAGUUGUUUCCCUGUCUCGGUCGCAGACUAGCCUACAAACGCACAGUAUAGGGGCUUCCGUAUCUUUAACGGCACCUCGCGAGAUUCCGGGGGCAGCAAACAGGGGACCCUCAGUGCCUUUAGAUUCAAUCGAAAAUGCAAUGUUGCUAGCUUCUAAACCAAGCCUUCUCUCGAGCUCAAUUAAAGCAUUUGAGAAACUCGAUGCCAUACAAUCCACCCGCCCUGGUUUAUCUCAGGCCUGCUUAUGUCGACCCUACCGAAGGACAGCGCAUCAUAGCCAGCACUGGGGACACCUCUCAUUUGUGUAUCAGGUGUCGCGCACCAAAAGACAUCUGCCUGGUUGUCCAUUAUCACAAAUCGAUAACGAAACGCAAGCUAGCAAGUUUACGGUUGAAUACUUUGGCUUGAGGAACUUGUUUCAAACAGCUUUCGCAUUGUCACUAACAAGUGCUCGAGGUGCUGGGGCGCGAAGCAUCAGCCCAGGCUUCACCUACUAUCCAACAGUCGACAGGAGAACUGCCCCUGCAUUCAAUGUUAUGCUUAUAGUCGCACAAUUCCUGGAUUUCAAUAGCAAUUGGGACGAAACAGCAAUAAGAACAGUGCAGUGCUGUUAUGAUGCAAUCUUUGAACUCUACAGGAGAAAAAAAGCGUCGCCGAAAGAUAUCGCUUCGGAUGGGGCGUCACUAAUGCAUGAAAUGAGUCAAAUAGUACGUCGGGGUUCUCCUAUAAUCGCUGACGCGAGUUUACAAAUGAUGAUGAACCUGCUUGCAUGUGGUGUGCCAGUGACUACUUACGAUAGACAUGGAAAUACUCCAGCUAUAUCUUAUUUGUGUCGUGCGUACCGGCAGUAUCCAGAUGUAGCGUUGGCAAAGCGUCUUGUGCCAGAAUCAGAUACACCGCUGGUUCAAAAAGGUCGGAAAAUAUAUGGUGGUGUAACAAUUCUUCUAGCAUUUUUGGAGGAUUCAGAACUUGCUGAAGCUAGUGGAUGUGGACCGCUAAGCCUUGCGGCUCGAGCUGGUGACGAGAAGCUCGUCCAAGAACUUAUUGGGAGAUACCCCCCAUCCCUCGAAGAAACAGACGAUUUCGGGUAUACACCUCUACAUUUUGCUAUUAAGCACCCGCCAUGCCUUCGUUUGAUCGUAGAGGCAGGUGGGUCGUCAUUGCUCAAUAAAUACACAAUCGCAGACACACCACUUGCAUGCGCCUGCCAUUUCGGCUACAAAGUGUCGGCCCAGAUCCUUCUAGCUGCAGGCGCUCCCAUCGAUCACGAUUACAUCGACUGGAGCGACGAUUCUUGCCUCGACGACGUGCUGGUUGCUUUAAAGCAACGCAGAGGCGAGCUUAAACUCCUUGCAUUAGAGCAUCUAACGCAAGCAGAAGCUGAAAAUUUCGGGCUAUACGAAACAAAAGUCUUAGAUUACUACACAUUAGAAGUGCACGUAUUGCUGGUGGAGAAGGGGGUUUUUAUCUCUCCACAUCUGUACGACUUGUUUUAUGGUUCGGCCUACUUUAUAGAUCGUCCUACAAUACUCUAUUACGAUAAAUUAUGGGCUCUUGGUUUCCGAGAUGUCGACAGUUUCGACGGAUUUGGACAGGUACCUCUUACAUGGUGUAGCCAGGACGUGAGGAAGGUGCGAUGGCUGAUAGAGCACGGCGCUGACUACUGGACACCGUUGAAUGCACGGGCCAACCAAACCAAGACCAGUGAUAUAGCAGCCACACCAGCGCAUUUCCUCUUACGCUCGAUUGGGACUCUAUAUGACAACAAAAUUCAAAAUGAGGAUGAGGAUGAGAAUUACGAUGAGGAUGAGAAUUACGAUGAGGAUGAGGAUUACGAUGAGGAUGAGGAUUACGAUGAGCAAGUUAAGACGUGGCAGUGGUUUGUUGAUAAGCUGAUGCAAAUCCAAGUUAGGGACACCUGCUUCUGCCCAUGUUUUCGAGGUGGCUGCACUCCUCUCAAGGCAUUUUUCGAUUUUUACCGCAACCCCUUCAAUUCAAUUAGUAUACAAUCCUUCGCGCAAUGGUGUGCAGGGUUAACCGGGACCUUUCGAGACAGUUUCAGCGAAGAGGAUUUGAUAACAAUCCUCAGGCGCAUGACGUUUGAUGGAUUAGGGUUAACGCAUACGUGCUGCAAUUUUAAUCUGCCUAUUUGGAGAUAUCACAAGUCACUUCGUUCAUCCGAGGAGGUCGAAGAAAUCAUUUCGGAGCAAAGGUCCUUGUUAACUCGGUUUGACGAAGUGUUGGCUGAACUCGAUGAGGUCGCACAUGAGGACCAAGAUGGGGUGCCUCUAAUAGUUCAAGACCCCGAAGAGUUCUGGAUACGUCGUUGGCUCCCUCUGAUGGAGGAGAUAUUAGACGAGUUAGACGGCGACAAUCUUACCCCGGAAGAAAGGUCGACGGCCGAAGCUGUGGGUGUACAAUGGGACGUGCAACCAAUCCAAGACAAAGAGGAUGAGGAUGAUUGGACUCCAGAGGGUGUUAUGAAGAAAAUAAAGGCGAUUCUGGACAAAUAAUAAGAGUGGAAAUGUAAAGUCUAAAAAGAAAGUUCCCCAUCGAACCAGAUUGUAGGCAUUCGCAUACAGAACAGCUAUGAAAAGUAUUUAGGAGCACAACUCAGGUGUCAUAGACAACUAAAAGUAUGCAUCGCCCCAGCCUAACAGUCAACAGCUCAUUCGCUGAACUGAAGAGCCAUCCGGGAACAAUGUUUCCACGCUGCCUUGAGUCCUGUGGCAAGCUCUUCUCGCUCCCCGAUUGUCCAACAACGCCCUUGCCUCGUCCAUUCAACCUUAUGACCCCAAAUCCCCCCUGUGUGUUUCCUCUUUAGCCAUGGGUCUUCCUCACCACGGCACGUCAGUUAAUAGUGUCAACAAGAGAUCCGGGGCACUCACAUUCGGUUCCACCUCUAGUAGCUUGGAAGCGUUGCGCGACACGCGCCUUCAUGUAUUCGUUAACUGCAGAGGUCAUCAUUUGGCAGCCUCGAAGAAUGAACCGGUCAUAGCACCAGGAACAGUCGAGUAUGAAGGACGCUUCAUCUGUUCCAGCAGUUUCUUGUUCGACGUCGGCUACAAUGGUCAUGAUCAGAAUACCUUACUACACACACCAUCUCGCGUUUAUAGCCUUGGAAUUCAAGACCUGCUUACAUUCGAUGUAUUCCCAUUUCAUAUUCUGCCUUCUUCAUUGUAUUGCUAGAAACCGAAUAAACCGCCCUUUGAUACGCUCACUU